Humulus lupulus (European hop) is the source of this 558-nucleotide messenger RNA. Its product is annotated as tabersonine 16-hydroxylase 2-like. The transcript has a single exon. The record is from RefSeq and is a predicted model, not a curated record. NCBI's taxonomy places the organism in Eukaryota, Viridiplantae, Streptophyta, Magnoliopsida, Rosales, Cannabaceae. Gene Ontology annotation, molecular function: iron ion binding; oxidoreductase activity, acting on paired donors, with incorporation or reduction of molecular oxygen; monooxygenase activity. The coding region runs from base 19 to 558 and encodes 179 amino acids.
UGAUUAUAUACUCAGGACAUGUUUGUAGCUGGGGGAGAGACAUCAUCGACAGUUGUGGAGUGGGCAACGGCAGAGAUGGUAAAGAAUCCAACUGUGAUGAAGAAGGCACAAGAGGAGGUGAGGCAAGUGUUUGGAGGAAAAGAAAAUGUUGAGGAGGAAAAUCUCAAUCAACUAGAGUUCUUAGACAUGAUCAUAAAAGAAACUCUUAGACUACACCCUCCUGUGGUUUUGGUCCCAAGAGAAUCUAGAGAGAGUUGUGUGAUUUAUGGGUACCAAAUGGCUGAGAAAACCAAAUUAGUUGUCAACACAUGGGCAAUGGGGAGAGACCCCAAGUACUGGACUGAUCCAGAAAAGUUCUACCCUGAGAGAUUUCAUGAGAGUUGUACUGAUUUCAAGGGCAAUGAUUUUGAGUUCAUUCCAUUUGGUGCUGGAAGAAGGAUGUGUCCUGGCAUAUUCUUUGCCUUGGCUGAUAUUAAGCUUCCUCUGGCACAGUUGUUGUUCCAUUUUGAUUGGAAACUGGCUGAUGGGAUCAAUCUCGUCAUCAUCCAGUCUUUAUAA